Molecule: messenger RNA, 2265 nt
Organism: Triticum dicoccoides
Lineage: Eukaryota; Viridiplantae; Streptophyta; Magnoliopsida; Poales; Poaceae
Product: probable lysophospholipase BODYGUARD 4
Exons: 4
Coding region: 782-2104 (440 amino acids)
Source: RefSeq, a predicted model, not a curated record
GGGCGCAAUUCCUAUGCUCGUGGCUACACCUCCGUUGCCGGCGACGAGCUCUUGCAUCAGCCCAGCUGUUUGUUCUCACCGGCCACGGCGGAUCUCGUCAGCCCCAUUCUCGCAGCAAUGGCGAUGCAUCUCGUAGACGACGGGCGCUACUCCGCUGCUCGUGACCCACGUCCCCGCCGCCGGCAACAACGAUGCUCCUUGACGCCGCCACUCGCGGCACCACCGACGCACUACGCAUGCUGCAUGGUUAAGCAUCUCGCCGUCGUUGUGUUACUCUGAUGCGUCUGUGCACUGGGGUUCAGCUGGACGAAGAUGAGCUUCUGUUAGGAAGAUGAUUCAGAUUAGAAGCUGAAAGGGCAGGGCGUGGAACGUGGGAAACGGGUGGGCUGCUUUAAGAUUUGUAUUGCCAGGUGUCACGCAAGGAAUCGGGUCUCCAAUUUCGUUUCGUACGACCGGGUCUUAGAUUUUCUUCCCCCUCCGAUCCCACGGGAUGUCGACGCGGGACGGCUGAACUUUCACAGAAUCUAGAAAAGUUCCCGGUGAAUCGGAGCCGACUGCCGUGCACACGUGAACGUUCCGGUGACCCGUCGCCGUCGAGCCGACCAAACCAGAAGCCGCCGGCACGACGAGUCGCCCGAACGCGCGGGGAUUUGGUCCCGGCACAUGCGCCAACGCCGCGACGUGGAGCAGCGCCGCGCACAAGCGCCGCGCGUUCCCAGCCGCACGACUCGCAUCCACUUCCCUUCGCGCCACCCACCCUCCGAUCGUUCACGGGCUGACGAUGGCCGCGCUCGCAGAUCUCGUGUCGCGCCCCGCGGAAUGGCCGGGGGCCGCGAUGGCGGCCCUCGCGGCCGCCGUGUUCGCGGCCCUGGACGUCGUCGACGUGCUCCUCUGCCUCGUCUACGGCGUCCUCGACGGAUUCCUGGAGGAGAGCCCGCUCGGCUGCUACUGUCAGCGGAGCCGGGGAAAGGCCCCGGCGGGGGAGGAGGACGACGGGGUGUCCGACACAUUGUACGUCCGGAGGAGCGCGUGCCGGGACGCGCUGCUGCGGCUCCUCGGGCCGGUCGGCGGGGGGACGAGGAGGAAGGAGGACGCGUCGCCGGCGAAGGCGCGGAGCCCGAGGUGGUCCGACUGCGGAUGCGGGAAGUGCGGGAAGUGGCGGAGCAACGGCGGCGACCGGCUGCACUUCGUCCUGCAGGAGCCGACGGCGCCCAACAAAGGUGCAGAGGAGACGCGAAGCGAGAGUGACCGCGGAGACGACGCCAUCUUCAUCCACGGCUUCACGUCCUCCUCCUCCUUCUGGGCGCAGACCGUGUUCCCCGAACCCGCCGCCGCGAACCACCGCAGGCUGAUCGCCGUGGAUCUCCUCGGCUUCGGCGACAGCCCCAAGCCGGUGAACUGCGCGUACACGCUGCGAGACCACGUCGAGGCCAUCGAGCGGAGCCUCAUCGACCCGCUCCACCUGGGCUCCUUCCACCUCGUCAGCCACUCGAUGGGCUGCACCAUCGCCAUCGCCCUGGCCGCCAAGCACCCGGCGCGGGUCAAAUCGGUCACGCUCGUCGCCCCGCCGUACUUCCUGCCGUGCGAGGAGAGGGCGAGCCAGGUGGCGCUGCGCAGGCUCGCCGAGAAGAAGCUCUGGCCGCCGUUGCUGUUCGACUCGGCGGUGAUGUCCUGGUACGAGCACAUCGGGAGGACCAUCUGCUUCGUCGUCUGCAAGAACCACCGGUUCUGGGAGUGGCUCAUCAAGAUCGUCACGCGCACGAGCGGCGUGGACAUCGUGGUGAGGGACCUGACGAGGCACACGCACCACUCGGCGUGGCACACGAUGCACAACGUGAUCUGCGGCGGGGCGAGGGCGCAGGACCGGAACCUGGAGGCGCUGGCGGCGGCGGGGGUGCCGGUGAGGGUCGUCCACGGCGACGGGGACCAGGUGGUUCCGGUCGAGUGCAGCAGCAGCCACCUGAAGUCGAAGCUCCCGCACGCGGAGCUGCGUGUCGUCGGCGGACGCGACCACCGGACGGUGGUGUUCGGCAGGGAGGAGGAGCUGGCCCAAGAGCUCCGGGCGUUCUGGUCGGGCUGCGAGAAGGUAGGGUGUGCAGGCUAAUGGAUUCUGGAUAGUCAUAGUGUACAGAACUACAUGAGGAAACUUUUUUUUAACACAAUUACAUGAGGAAACUGUAGGAAACAUGUUGUUCUUCUGUUGACAGCAGCGGGAUUCUUGCUCGUAUUUUUUUUUAGAAUGAAGGCAUCACGCCAUGUUCUAUU